Molecule: messenger RNA, 681 nt
Organism: Solanum tuberosum (potato)
Lineage: Eukaryota; Viridiplantae; Streptophyta; Magnoliopsida; Solanales; Solanaceae
Exons: 6
Coding region: 111-470 (119 amino acids)
Source: RefSeq, a predicted model, not a curated record
CGUGUCGUCAAGGGUUUGGAUUGCGUGAGAAAAACUAGUGAGCGAAAUCCUCCUGGAUAUAUAUAAAGAUUCAACAAUUGUUUGUAUUUUGAUAGAUAAAUUACUACUGCAUGUUAAAUGUUGAAGCUCCGAAUUGGAGUUGGAUGGACCCGACUAUCUACGCUCUGAAUCCAUUCAAGAACCACCAUGGCCUUACUGCGCGAUUUGCCCCCACCCUAACUGAGGCUGCAGGUGCCAUUAUUGACACCCGAUGCUCCAAGUCGAAUCCGCCAGAACCUUGGAACUGGAACAUUUACUUGUUUCCUUUAUGGUGCUUGCGGGUUGUUGUUAGAUAUGAGAUUCUUUUCCCCAUAAGAGUUCUUGUCUUGACAAUAGGAUGGAUAACAUUUCUCUCUUGCUAUAUCCCGGUGCAUUUCCUCCUUAAAGGGCACCAUAAGUUCAGGAAAAAACUAGAGCACUCUAUCUGGUGAAAUGCUGAACAAUUGGGUUCAAACAAGAGCAGGCACACUACUUUUUGAGGAAAUCAAUCUAGUUCAUAAGACUUCUGCAAAUUAUAGCAGAUGUUGAUACUGAAAUUGGUUUUGGAGAGAGCUUCACAUUUAUAUACUGUUUCUUUGUUGCAUCUUGGACUGGGGUUGUCAAAUACCACGGCCCACGACCAAGCAUACGACCUAAGCAGGU